AUGGACAAAGAAGAAAGCGGCAUCCCAGCCCCAACAAACCACCAAGGACCAAGAGGAGAGGAAGGAGAAUCAAACACCAAGCCUUCUUGCAAGGCGCGGUACCCCACCAAGGGCGGCGGAUUGGCGGCGGCCGGCUUCCUGGCCCCCGCGGUCGCCUCGCCGGGGCCGCCGCUCGCCUUCAUCCCCCACCCGCACCCCGCCUUCAAGGUGGCGCCCGCCUUCACGCUCGGCAGCGGCAAGACGCUGUACGCCAGCGCGCCCUCCGCCGGGGGGCAGGGGGCCGGGGGCCAACAGGGGGGCAGCGGGGGGCAGCAGGGGGGCAGCGGGGGCCAGCAGGGACAGGGGCAGGGACAGGGCCAAGGGCGGCAGGGAGGCGGCGGCCCCCAGUACGUCGUCCCCGGCGCCGUGCCCGGACAGGACGUCGACUUCGACCCGCACCCCCAGUACAGCUACGCCUACGACGUGCAGGACACACUCACCGGUGACAACAAGGCGCAACAGGAAAGCCGGGACGGCGACAACGUCCAGGGCAGCUACAGCCUGGUGGAGGCCGACGGCUCUCGCCGCACUGUGGAGUACACGGCGGACCCCGUGAACGGCUUCAACGCCGUCGUCCACCGCGAGGGCGCCGUAGAGGGCGGGCGAGCCGCCGUCGCGCAGCCGCAGGGCCCAGGCCUCAAGCUGCACGCCUUCCAGGCGCCCGCCGUCGCCUCGCCGCUCGUGGGCCGCGGGUAG
This is a messenger RNA of Schistocerca piceifrons (Central American locust), 735 nucleotides long. RefSeq names its product cuticle protein 21-like. Bases 1 to 735 code for a protein of 244 amino acids. The transcript has 3 exons. The record is from RefSeq and is a predicted model, not a curated record. Gene Ontology annotation, cellular component: extracellular matrix. Lineage: Eukaryota; Metazoa; Arthropoda; Insecta; Orthoptera; Acrididae.